Messenger RNA from Mangifera indica (mango), 1690 nucleotides. RefSeq names its product plant UBX domain-containing protein 4-like. Gene Ontology annotation, biological process: Golgi organization; proteasome-mediated ubiquitin-dependent protein catabolic process; membrane fusion. Gene Ontology annotation, cellular component: cytosol; nucleus. The record is from RefSeq and is a predicted model, not a curated record. NCBI's taxonomy places the organism in Eukaryota, Viridiplantae, Streptophyta, Magnoliopsida, Sapindales, Anacardiaceae. The coding region runs from base 233 to 1486 and encodes 417 amino acids. The transcript has 4 exons. Gene Ontology annotation, molecular function: ubiquitin binding.
GAUUAAAUCUACAAGGAAUCUGCAAAACUUCCCUGGAGAAGGAAAAAUUAUAUUUAUACGGCACCAGGUAUAACGUAAUCUUUUGGCCAUGUUUCUACCAUUCCAAAACCCUGUCGUUUUGAUUCUCCGCCUACACACGCAUGCGUAAUAUUAUCAUCGAUCCAUUACUUCUUUCAACAAUCCAUUUGAAGCCAAUCGAAUCCAAUUAGAUCAGAGUUGGAUCCGCAAAUCAAUGGAGAACUCAGCACAGCAAGAAACCAACACGAACUUAAUCAACUCUUUCAUGGAGAUCACCUCGUCCACUAAAGAAGAAGCUCAUUUCUUCUUGGAGUCUCAUCAGUGGGACCUUGACGCUGCCGUUUCAACUUUCUUAGACGACGCCACCGCCUCCGCCGCUGUUACAUCGCAACCCGACGCCUAUAAUCACCCUUCCGUUCACUCUCCCUCGCCAUCACUGUCUCACCAGUCGCCGUCCACGUCUCCCUCCGCGUCUCUGUCUCGCUCCCCAUCUAGGUCUCGCUCUCCCUCCCCCGCUCCCGCUCGUGAACCCUACCAGCUGCGAUCGCGCCGCCGACCGGAGAGGAAGGAGGACAAGAGGGCAUCGGGGACGCGUGGCGGGAUUAGAACACUUGCUGACCUCAAUAGGACUCCUCCUGGUGGCUCCGGUAGUGACGAUGAUGAGCCACAGCAGUAUUAUACUGGUGGUGAGAAGAGUGGAAUGCUGGUCCAGGAUCCUACCAGGGGCACUGAUAUUGAUGUGGAUACAAUAUUCAAUCAAGCUAGACGUUCAGCUAUAGAACCACCUUUGGAUUACCAUCAACCAUCUUCGAGCUCAAAAGCCUUCACUGGAACAGCAAGAUUUCUCACUGGGGAGAUGGUGCCAUCUGAUCCUUCUCCACCUGUAGAAGUUAUUCACAACAUUACUUUUUGGAGGAAUGGCUUCACUGUGGAUGAUGGUCCACUACGGAGAAUGGACGAUCCUGCAAAUGCAUCCUUCUUGGAGAGCAUCAUGAGAUCUGAGUGUCCAAGGGAGCUUACCACUCCAGAUAGGAGAGGGGCUGUGCAUGUUCAACUCAGUAAGCGGGACGAAGAGUACUCUGAACCACCAAAGCCCCGGUCUUCUUUUCAGGGUGUUGGAAGAACCUUAGGUAGCAGUGCCACCCCUACACCAACCGUCUCUGAACCAAGUGCUGGUGCCACUUCCUUGACCACUGCUCCAUUGUCAUCGUUGGGUCCAGUUGUGGAUUCAUCCUCACCAACAACCUCGGUUCAGCUGAGAUUAGCAGAUGGUACGCGCAUGGUUUCACGCUUCAACUUAAACCAUACAAUCAGAGAUAUUCAUGCCUUCAUUGACGCAUCUAGACCUAGUGGGUUAAGGGACUAUCAAUUACAGGCAAUGGGAUUCCCUCCCAAGCAACUGACUGAUUUGAACCAAACAAUAGAGGAAGCUGGUAUAGCCAAUUCAGUGGUUAUCCAAAAACUCUAGCUGCAUUGUGUUUCUUUUUAUUCCCCUUUUUUUUAAUUUUUAUUUACCUUUUUCAUUUUAGUCUCAGACUUCCAAGUCAUACUUGCUACAUCAAGCUAAUGGGACUGUAUUUGUCUAAGAUUAACACUAGCUGUGGAUGUAUCAAUUUUUCUUUUGAAUAAUAUUAUGUGAAUCCAGUUUUGAGUAUUAAAUUUGAUACUCAAA